UUCAACUUUUGUGAUAUCUAAUCUUUGCGAGCUUAGAGAAUCAAUAGACUACGCGGAGUUUGAAUAAAAAUGAAAGAGAAAACGUUUGGUGUCAUUUGGUCACUCUAACCUUCAGCAAGACAAAGAAUGAUCGAAAGCACCCUUACGAAACAACUCCAAUAAACAACUUUGUUGUGUUUUUGGAUGCGAAAUCUACGAUGGCCAUCCGAUUCUUCCGCGCCUUGUCGAGAAAAAAGUUAGUGUCCAACGACGAAGAGAGUAAAUUGGCGAGAGUCCUGACACUGCUCGAUCUAACCGGAUUGGGCAUAGGAAGCACGCUCGGACUUGGUGUGUACGUCCUGGCAGGAUCCGUUGCAAAAACCGUAGCCGGGCCAGCAGUUUGCAUUUCCUUCUUAAUCGCGGCUAUAGCAUCAGCAUUUGCAGGUUUAUGUUACGCGGAAUUUGCGGCGAGGGUACCGAAAGCGGGAUCGGCUUACGUAUACAGCUACGUUAGCGUUGGCGAAUUUGUGGCGUUUGUCAUCGGCUGGAAUCUGAUUCUGGAAUACGUCAUAGGAGGAGCGAGUUUAGCCAGAGGACUUUCCAGCUACAUCGACGCCCUUUCCAACAACACAAUGAAAAGCUUCUUCACCGCGACCCUUCCCAUGGACGUCGAAUUCUUAGCCGACUACCCGGAUUUCUUCUCCUUCAUCGUGAUGAUGAUAGUGACAGCGCUUUUAGCGGCGGGAGUAAAGAAAUCUAGCAUGCUGAAUAAUAUUCUGACAACCUUAAAUCUACUGACCGUUAUAACUGUUGUGGUAUCUGGAUCGAUUAAGGCUGACAGCGCAAAUUGGAAGAUUGCCAAGGAGGAGAUUCCACCGGACGUUCGCAAUGCGGGCGAGGGCGGUUUUGCGCCGUUCGGCGUCGCGGGAAUUAUGGCGGGUGCGGCCAAGUGUUUCUUCGGGUUCGUCGGGUUCGAUGCCAUCGCUACCACCGGAGAAGAGGCGAAAAGGCCGCAGCGAAAUAUACCGUUGGCAAUCGUUAUUUCUUUGAUUGUUAUUUUCUUGGCGUACUUUGGGGUAUCAGUGGUGCUGACCAUGAUGUGGCCGUACUACGAUCAGCAUGCGGAAGCUCCAUUCCCUUACGUCUUUGAACGUGUUGGUUGGCCGGUAAUUAAGUGGAUCGUUACGAUCGGCGCUGUUUUUGCAAUAUGCACCAGUCUGUUGGGGGCGAUGUUUCCUCUACCGCGCGUCUUAUACGCUAUGGCGAAUGACGGCCUUAUAUUCACCUUUUUAUCACGCGUGCAUCCAAAAACCAGAACACCUUUAAUUGCAACAGUAGUUUCCGGUAUUUUUGGCGGGGUCAUGGCGCUAGUUUUUGAUCUGCAGCAGCUGAUUGACAUGAUGUCCAUUGGAACAUUGAUGGCGUACACAAUUGUGGCAAUUUGUGUGCUAAUAUUGAGGUACGAGAACCCCCAAGAAGUCGAGAUUCCCAAGAGUGACAGUCAUCAUACAACUACUGGAAUAAUCAUCAAGCAAUUUGCGUUGAUCUUCAACCUAAAUGGAAACAAACACCCUAACUGUACCACAGCCACAUUCACCAAGGGAGCAAUAUGCGUCUUCAGUGUCAUAGCGUUGGCAGUGUGCUUCUUCAUCAAAUAUGCAGGAACCUUUGUCAAUGCGGAACAUCCUUAUUAUUUGACUGGAUUUAUUCUUCUUGCCAUAAUUCUUCUGAGUGUCGUCGUUGUUAUUGCCAGGCAGCCGACGUGCUCGAUAGAAAUUUCGUUUAAGGUCCCUUGGGUCCCUUUUAUCCCAUGCUUAAGUAUUUUCAUUAACUUAUACUUGAUGUGUGAGCUAGACGCGUACACGUGGCUGAGAUUCUUGAUUUGGAUUUGCAUUGGUUUCUUUAUCUAUUUCUUAUACGGCAUUAGCCACAGCAGACAGAAGGAAUGCAGUAUAGAUAACGAGCCACAAACAUCAGCAGCACCUGUUUUUGUUAUGAAAACAAAGCCCGAGGAACGCUUUUGAACCAACGCGUGGUACUUACUAUGUAAUGACGCUUAUUGGACAAUGUGAUUUUAUGUUUAAUGACACAUUUAUUUUAAUACCCUUAGAUGUAGGAAAAUAAAAUGGUUUCCUUAAUUAA
This is a messenger RNA of Photinus pyralis (common eastern firefly), 2121 nucleotides long. RefSeq names its product cationic amino acid transporter 3-like. Gene Ontology annotation, biological process: transmembrane transport; amino acid transport. The record is from RefSeq and is a predicted model, not a curated record. Gene Ontology annotation, molecular function: amino acid transmembrane transporter activity. Gene Ontology annotation, cellular component: plasma membrane. The transcript has 10 exons. NCBI's taxonomy places the organism in Eukaryota, Metazoa, Arthropoda, Insecta, Coleoptera, Lampyridae. The coding region runs from base 198 to 2003 and encodes 601 amino acids.